AUGGAAGCUGAUACGGAAACUAUAAACGCUUCUACACAUUCGAACCACGAGUUAUCGGAGGAGGAUAAAGAAAAACCUACAGUAGCCGACAAUAGCGAUGACGGGAAACUGAGGACCGAAGCCUCGGAAGCACCUAGGUUGAGUGCCGCAAGCGAUUCGGAUCAAAAUACACAACAGCCAAAAGACGUGAUCACGACGAGGACUCUCCGCGGAUUUAAGUGGUUCUUGGCUUAUUCAUCCCUUCUUUCUACGGUGCUCUUCUACGCCCUUGAUAGCACUAUCGUUGCAGACAUACAACCUUCUAUCAUCGAGACCCUCGGCGAGACUGAAAAACUGCCAUGGAUCGGAGUGGGAAUCUUUCUCGGAGCUCUAACAGUUCUACCUAUUGGUAGAGCGUACGGCAUCUUCAACGUAAAAUGGAUGUUCCUCUCACUAGUGGUCCUCUUCGAGUUGGGCAGCGUCGUCUGCGGGGCUGCACCCACGAUGAACGCGUUUAUCGUCGGGCGGGUUAUUCAAGGAGUCGGCGCAAGCGGAUGCUACUCCGGCGCUAUCACGUAUAUCUCCAUGACGACCACCACGCGCGAACGGCCCCUUUACCUCUCCGGUAUCGUCGCUACUUGGUCCCUCGGCAGUGUCGUCGGGCCUGUGAUCGGCGGCGCGUUCGCUCAAAGCAAGGCGACAUGGCGGUGGGCGUUUUACAUCAACCUUGUCGUUGCGGCAGUCACCGCGCCGGCCUUGAUUUUGUGUCUGCCCAACAUCGACCCCGCGAAGGAGUUGAAGUUGAAGGAGAAGCUCCGCACCCAGGACUGGAUUGCUAUGGUCAUAUUCCUGGGCGGCUCGACUUGUAUUGCCAUGGCUCUUACCUUUGGGGGAACCGUGUACGCUUUCAACAGCGGCCAGGAAAUUGCUCUUUGGACAGUAUCCGGGGUGUUGCUCAUCGCCUUCAUCCUGAUUACGAUUUACCACCCCACAGUACCAAGGAAAGACAGACUGUACCCUCUGCAUCUAAUGAAGAGUUUAGAGCUCAACAUUUUGCACUAUGCGCUGUUCGCAGCCGCUGGUACCAUGGUAACAACUCUCUACUAUACCCCUUUGCUGUUCCAAUUCACCAGAAAUGAUGGCGCUUUGAUGGCUGGCGUACGACUUCUGCCAUUUCUUGGGGGCAUGAUUUUCUUCUCGGUCUUGAAUGGGGUUUUGAUGCCUAGGCUUGGGUAUCAUAUGCCUUGGUAUGUCCUAGGUACCGCCUUGAUGCUGAUCGGCUCUUCACUGAUGGUCACCAUAAAUACGACAACCUCGGAAGCCAACAUCUACGGGUAUACCGUACUUCUCGGGGGCGGGUGUGGUGCGUAUUUUACGGCGGGAUUCUCCGUGGUCCAAUCCAUCGUCCCAGUUGCCGAACUCAGCAAUGCCAUAAGUUUCAUGGCUACUGGACAAACCUUUGGCCAAAUAAUAGUCCUCAGCUUGGGCGGUUCCGUAUUUCAAAACGUCGCCGUCAAGCUAAUCACGCAAACUCUCCCAAACGUUUCGGCGGAAGACGCUAUCCAAUUAACUACAGGAACCAGUAGUUCUGCUUUCGAAGCCCUUAGCGCGGACCACCAGUCUCAGGUGAUAGAGCAGCUAACACGGGCGAUUCGCGAUGUGUUCAUAGUGCUGGUUGGCACCUCAGGCCUUGGCCUGAUUGGAUCUGUGUUUUUAAGUCGUCGCAAGAUGUAUUAG
Molecule: messenger RNA, 1716 nt
Organism: Daldinia caldariorum
Lineage: Eukaryota; Fungi; Ascomycota; Sordariomycetes; Xylariales; Hypoxylaceae
Product: MFS general substrate transporter
Exons: 7
Coding region: 1-1716 (571 amino acids)
Biological process (GO): transmembrane transport
Molecular function (GO): transmembrane transporter activity
Source: RefSeq, a predicted model, not a curated record